GUAUUCCAACAUAACGGCGCGCAUUCCACGCACUUUUAGUCAAUAAUACUCUGUGUGUAAACGUUUUCUUGCUGAAUGUAUUAAAUUAAAUGUAUUAAGAAACAAAUUUCAUAUAAAAAUUAUUUAAUUGUGUAAUCAUACGUAACGGUAACAGAAACAAUGGAAGACUGCCAAACACCCACGCUGGCACAGGUGAUGGAGUUCAAGUACGAGCUCACACCCACAAUGGUCUUUGACCCUAGCCGGCUGCAGGACGCGCAAAAUCUGAUUGUUAAUCGCAUAAAUGUGCGCUGCUUCACGCCGACCGUGAAGAACUUUCAAUCGCCCGGAUUGUCGCCGAUCAACGAGUGUGCGCAGACGCUGCUCGGUGGUGUAGCGGUUGGUGUCGCCGCCAAUAUGGAGAACCGUCAGAAGUCCAUGGCUAUGACGGCUGCUGUGAAGGAUGAAUAUUUCAAAGUGCCGCUAAAGAAAUCGAAAAAUGUACAACAGAAACAAACAGUGGCGGUGCAACAACAACUGCAACAACAACAGCAGCAGCAACAAAAAUUCACUUGUCAUACACAUUUCGUUAGCGAUUCACCACCGGUCUUUACGCUGAACUCAACCACCACUUCGGAUGCAGAUUUCAGCAUCGAUGAUAACAGUCCAGAUAGUUCGGCCAUACUUGGUUAUGCCAACAACAACAACAACAAUAGUAGCAAUGAUCCAAAUAAUUCGGUUAGUUUGAAUAGCAGCAACAAUGUCACAUUUACCAACAGUCUAAAUAACUACUACAAUAACAAUAACAACACAAGUAAUGCAUUGAAAAAUGUGAGUAAUACAAAUCUGCUGAAUCACACCAUGAAUGUGUCGACGCUGCUGCGCAGUGUUGGUCUCGAACAGUAUAUAGAUCUCUUUGAGGAGCAAAAUAUGAACUUGGAGCAGUUUUUGAAUAUACGCCUGGAGGAUAUACAGCGUUUGGGCGUACAUAUACUGGAGCAUCAAAAAAUACUUAUAGAUUUGCUGAACGGGCUGAAUGGUGUUUAAUUUGUGGCUUCUUUAAGAAUUCUUAUUUUAAUGUGUUUUUAAUGUUGUGAUGAUUUUAUGAAAGUGAACUGCGGUUUGCGUGGCAGCUAUUUCAAAUAUUUAAUAAAAUGGUUUUUAGUUUCAAAGUUA
Molecule: messenger RNA, 1155 nt
Organism: Zeugodacus cucurbitae (melon fly)
Lineage: Eukaryota; Metazoa; Arthropoda; Insecta; Diptera; Tephritidae
Product: homeobox protein 4
Exons: 1
Coding region: 160-1026 (288 amino acids)
Molecular function (GO): protein binding
Source: RefSeq, a predicted model, not a curated record